Molecule: messenger RNA, 1029 nt
Organism: Acytostelium subglobosum LB1
Lineage: Eukaryota; Evosea; Eumycetozoa; Acytosteliales; Acytosteliaceae
Exons: 4
Coding region: 1-1029 (342 amino acids)
Biological process (GO): proton motive force-driven mitochondrial ATP synthesis
Molecular function (GO): proton-transporting ATP synthase activity, rotational mechanism
Source: RefSeq, a predicted model, not a curated record
AUGUUCUCCCGUUUGAUUACUAGAUCACUCACCUCAUCCCGUCGUGUUGCCUUGUCCAACAAGGCCACCUUCAAGCCAAUGGGAAGCUCUGUCUUCUACUCAACAAAGAAGGCAACAACUACUGCCCCACCUCCCCCACCUCCAAAGUCGGGAAGACGUGAGGACGAGGCUGAGGAGCUCGAGAAGUUCGAUACCGAGGCAGAGGUCCCACAGAGCGUCUUGAAGGAGCUCGAGAAGUCCCGCGCUGCCCAGAAGCAGCAGUACCAGGACAUCGUCGCCAAGCUCACCGAGACCACCGAGGAGUCAAAGGUGUCGUCAAAGAAGUUUGAGGUCAAGCCAACCAUCGCCAUCACCACCGCAUCAGGCAAGGUUGCCCACGCCCUCUUCUCGAUGGCUUCGCAGGCUCGCAGUCUUGCCAUCGUCGGCAAGGAUGCCGAUCUCAUCAUCAAGGCCUUUGAGAAGAUCCCCUCGUUCAGAAGCACCAUCGAGGAGCCAGAGGUUGAGGUUGCUGACAAGCAGAACCUCAUCGACUUCUUCAUUGCCUCCAUCCCACUCUCACCAAUCGGAGAGUUCUUCCUCUACUACAUGGCCAAUGAGAACAACUUCAAGAACAUCCUCCCAGCCUUGUCUGACUACAAGCGUUUGGUUGCUUCACUCUCAACAGAGAUGACCGUUAGAUUGACCAUUGCUCGUGAGUACAAUGCAAAGGAGAAGGAGCAAUUGGAGCUCCAGAUCAGAUCAUAUUUCACAGAGGACACUCAGAUGUCAUUCAUCUACACCGUCGACCCAUCGAUCAAGAGUGGCUACAAGGUCGAGUCCCCACUGCUCAACCACAACGCCACCCUGUCCGCCGCCAUCCAUAAGGCCGAGCGCGAGGAGAACGCCCUCUUCACCGAGUUCUUCAACGAGUUGAGACACGCCGCCAUCACCGACACUGCCGUCUGGGAGAAGCAGGAGUUUAAGGAUAAAUACUUCUCCUUCGAUUCAAAGGCCUACGAGGAGAGCAUCGAGAAGGAGCUUAAGAAGUAA